Chrysochloris asiatica (Cape golden mole) is the source of this 423-nucleotide messenger RNA. Its product is annotated as leucine-rich repeat-containing protein 37A3-like. The transcript has a single exon. NCBI's taxonomy places the organism in Eukaryota, Metazoa, Chordata, Mammalia, Afrosoricida, Chrysochloridae. Bases 1 to 423 code for a protein of 140 amino acids. The record is from RefSeq and is a predicted model, not a curated record.
AUGCCUCUAGAGCCCCCUACGGAGAUGGAACCAUUUCUACUCCAGCAGGAAGGCCCAGCUGAGACUUUGCAGACCACUGAAGAGGUUAAACCUCCAGUCCCAGAGGAGGUCCCAUCUAAGCCUUCAGAACCUCCUCAUAAAGUAGAACCUUCUCCAGUGCAACAGGAAACCCCAUUUCAGACUCCAGAAGUACUUGAGGAGAGUGAGCCAUCGCUAACUGAGCAGGAGGCCCAGACUCAGUCUCUACAGCCACCUGAGGUAGUUCCAACUCCAAGUUCAGUGCAUCAUGAGAUGACUCUUCAACCUCCAGGGCAGAAUCAAAUUCAUCAUUCAACCUUGCCCAGUGUCACAAUUAAACCAGUGGAUGUGGAGCUUGCCCUAACUCAAGAGCCUACUGAGAAAGUUCCAUUAUGUCCAACUUAG